Molecule: messenger RNA, 1022 nt
Organism: Chinchilla lanigera (long-tailed chinchilla)
Lineage: Eukaryota; Metazoa; Chordata; Mammalia; Rodentia; Chinchillidae
Gene: Lst1
Product: leukocyte specific transcript 1
Exons: 3
Coding region: 715-948 (77 amino acids)
Biological process (GO): cell morphogenesis; immune response; dendrite development
Cellular component (GO): membrane
Source: RefSeq, a predicted model, not a curated record
CUGCAGCUCUCCCCUGCGCUGAGUUUCUGCUUUCCCUCACACACCCCAGCACCCCUCAACCCCAAAGCAUCUGUCUCAGGUGCUGUCGUGGGACCUGGUGUGAGGGAGAAAUCCGUGGCCUCCUGUUUGCCCUCAAACAGGAACCAGCGGUUGGAGGCAGGAAGUGCCUGAGAGGAAGUCCUGAGCCCCAGGCCCCGCUGUACCCCACUUCACUCCAGCCCAGUGGGCCUGUGCUCCCAGGGCCCCAUAGCUGAGGAGCACUGGACGCCUUCCUCCCGCUCCCCUGUGUCCCCAGCCUCUGACUCCUCUCCUGCAUCCCCUCUCACUGAGCUCCCGGAGUUACUCAGGGCCUGAGGCCUCUCCUAGCCCCCGGCCACCCGGGAGUGGGGGCCUAUGGCCGGACAGAGCUGUCCCUGAACCCCCUCUCUGCCACUUCCGUCUGGAUGUUCUCAGAAAAGCCUGGCCUUGAGUCUUGACUUCUCAUCUGGGAAAUGGGCCCCCCAGUGUCUCAGGCCCUCUGGGGUGGUGACGACAGGGCCCCUGCGCAGGGUUAGCACACAGGCGAGGCCCCUCUGCUGUGGCAGGGGGUAACAGAGGCCGCACGGACGAGGAACUUGCAGCACGUGACUACCUCCGGCCACCAGGCCACGCAGAACGGGCAGGCGAGGAGGUGGCCUCCAGGCUGGUCUCAGUCCCACCUCAUGUCAGCUAGCAAUGGAGUGUGACCAGUGUCUCCGGGUGAGGAAGCUGGAGAGGAGCCAGGUGAGUCCCGAGAGCGGAGCCCGCGGGCUGGGGACACUGAGGCCUGGGCAGCACCAGGAGGAGGAGCUGCACUACGCAUCGCUGCAGCGACUGCCGCGGGCAGCACGUGGCAACGGCGAGCGGGACGCCGCCAAGGAGGACGCCAGCGCCGACUAUGCCUGCGUUGCCAAGAAAAAGCCCACCUGAGCCCCGGAUGUCCCCGCCCCACGGGGAGGGCAGGGUUGCCCUGGGACUCCCCAGUAAAAACAGUGAACUUUGCC